Messenger RNA from Ziziphus jujuba (common jujube), 1257 nucleotides. RefSeq lists its product as uncharacterized. NCBI's taxonomy places the organism in Eukaryota, Viridiplantae, Streptophyta, Magnoliopsida, Rosales, Rhamnaceae. Gene Ontology annotation, cellular component: chloroplast. The transcript has 10 exons. Bases 60 to 1133 code for a protein of 357 amino acids. The record is from RefSeq and is a predicted model, not a curated record.
AAUGGAAGAGUCAGAGAAAAAUCUCAAUUUGUAAACGACCCACGCGUGGCGUUCACAGAAUGUCACUGAUGAUAUGCUCUCCAGCAUAUUUCUUUGCCUCGAACUCUCAAUCUUUUUCCCGAGAACCUAAAUCUCAAGCUUCGAACCUGCCUUCUACUCUCAAAUGGUCACCAUUUUAUCAAAGAUUCUUCAAAACUGAGAACUUGGUUUCUCGCAGAAAAAGCAGGUUUCAUGUGAAUUCUGCUGAAUCAGACGCUGAUACCAGCAAAUUGCCCACACAAAUUUCUCGGGAAAAUGAAGCAGUUCCCACUAAUAAUGGAGGCAACCCAUCAGCUAGUUUGUUGUCAUUUCUUUGUCCCUUGCUCAAGCUCUUUUCUGGAGGAGAUCCCUCUAGGGAACGGAAUUAUACUUUUGAGGUAGCAACCUCAUCAUUGUCUACCUUGGCAAGACUUCCAUGGGGAUCCAGAUCACUGUCAAAGAGUAUCUCCAGCAAUGAAAUUGCCACUUUAAAUCCUCCUAUGCGUAUACAGAUCUUUGAGUUUGAGGCAUGUCCUUUUUGCAGGAGGGUUCGAGAGGCCAUAACAGAGCUAGAUCUUUCUGUAGAGGUCUAUCCUUGCCCAAAAGGUUCUGUAAGACAUAGAGAAAUGGUUAGAAGAGUUGGUGGCAAAGAGCAGUUUCCAUAUCUCGUGGACCCGAAUACUGGUAUUUCAAUGUAUGAGAGUGGUGACAUUGUCAAGUACCUGUUUCAGCAGUAUGGUCAAGGGAGAAAACCGUCAGUUGGGCUUUUGGAAAGCACAAUACUCACAGGAUGGGUGCCCACAAUUUUACGAGCUGGUAGAGGAAUGACGUUAUGGGAAAAUGCCAGAUUGGACCCACCACCCAAAAAGCUGGAACUUUUCUCAUAUGAAAACAAUCCGUAUGCUCGAAUUGUACGUGAGGCACUUUGUGAAUUGGAGCUUCCUUACAUCCUCCAAAAUGUUGGAGAAGGGUCCUUCCGUUCAAACAUACUUCUUGAUAUAACUGGAACAAAGGAGGUUCCUUACUUAAUCGACCCCAAUACCGGUACUCAAGUUGGUGAGUACAAGAAGAUUCUAUCGUACUUGUUUCAGACUUACUCAACAGCCACUGCAUAGUUUCUGCACUUGCCUUUGCUCUAUGAUUUUAGAAUACAAACACAGGUAUUUUACUUUCUUAUUCCUUUUUCAUUUUUUUUUUUUUUUUUUGAAAAAAAAAACUCAAUUACAUGCUGUAGAGCAA